Messenger RNA from Camellia sinensis, 403 nucleotides. NCBI's taxonomy places the organism in Eukaryota, Viridiplantae, Streptophyta, Magnoliopsida, Ericales, Theaceae. The record is from RefSeq and is a predicted model, not a curated record.
AUGAAGUCGAUGAUUUUUCACGCGAAUGUACGUGCUAAUGACCCCGUUGGUGGGUGUCAUCGGAUAAUUCGUGAACUCGAGCAGCAGAUUCAGCAUUACGAGGCUGAGCUCGAGGUUGUUCUUCGUCAACUAGUGGUUUGUCGUGUAGAAAAUGUAGUGAAUGAAAUGCAAAACCCUAAUAGUGUAGUUGGUUCGAGUGAUUACUAUGGUCAUCAACCUAUUCAAGAUCCAUUAGGGUUUGAUGAUAUGCAAAGAAGUGGUGCAAUUAAAGUAGAUAUGCAAGCUUCUUCUUCGUCGUCGAUGGUGAUGAAUAAUGGUAAGCAGAUUUUGUUGAGGAAUCGGAAUAUAUCAAGCCACAACAGCCCAUUCUAUUCCAGUCCGAUGAAUCAAUUGAGUUAUUCAG